CCUUUUUUAUUUCUCUAAAGUCAAGAGCUUACCCAGAGGAUGGUGCACAGUUUGCCCUAGGAUUUGGUUUGCAGACCUGGGGGGAGAAUAGUGCAAGGAAUGGCCACUCCACAAUCAGUGAGGUCAGGCUUUGCGAUCAACUCCUUUGCUAUUCCUGCCUGAAGUGAACUGAGUGGUCAUCUUUCAGAGGCCGUUCAAACUGGUGGAAGAGAGAUUUAUGUGGUGGCUUUGAUGUCCCUCACAUCACAGCCUUUUGUUUUCUUUUUCUCAUUUCUCCCAUGGUUCUGCCUGGAUCAUGAUUAUGGAAUAAACGAGGAUAAGGGGACAGUCUAGUGGGGUAGACUUUAUAUGUAACUAAGGACAUACUCCAAGAGAACUGUCAGCUCCCUGUGGACUUCCAGGGGAAGCCAGGCAGCAGACCUCCACAAACAUCCCCCAAAUGGUACAAAGCCCUGCUUGUAUUUUUGAGGUUGAGAUCAGAGAGUCUAUAAACUCCAGAGAGUCUGUAAACUUUAGAAAUGAGGAGAAAUCAUCUAGUUUCAGAGGUGGGCUGAAAAAAAAUUACAGUACAAGUGGUUUUAUGCCACAGAGGAAAUAAAAGUUAAGAUCAUUUUGUCAACUGAGUCAACUCUGUCUUGGAUUCGUCACAGGAAUCUUCUGCAUUUAAAACAAACGAAGCAUCAUGCUGAAGAGGGAGGGGAAGGUCCGACCCUACACGAAAACCCUGGAUGGAGGUUGGGGAUGGAUGGUUGUGUUUCAUUUCUUCCUGGUAAAUGUAUUCGUGAUGGGGAUGACCAAGACUUUUGCAAUUUUCUUUGUGGUUUUUCAAGAAGAGUUUGAAGGCACCUCAGAGCAAACUGGUUGGAUUGGAUCCAUCAUGUCAUCGCUUCGUUUUUCUGCAGGUCCCCUAGUUGCUGUUACUUGUGACAUAAUUGGAGAGAAAACUGCCUCCAUUCUUGGGGCUUUCCUUGUUACUGGUGGAUAUCUGAUCAGCAGCUGGGCUACAAGCAUUCCCUUUCUUUGUGUGACUAUGGGAUUUUUACCUGGUUUGGGUUCUGCUUUCUUGUACCAAGUCGCUGCUGUGGUCACUACCAAAUACUUCAAAAAACGAUUAGCUCUUUCUACAGCUAUUGCCCGUUCAGGGAUGGGACUGACAUUUCUGUUAGCGCCUUUUACAAAAGUCCUGAUAGAUCUAUAUGACUGGACAGGUGCCCUUAUAUUAUUUGGAGCAAUCACAUUGCAUUUGGUGCCUUCUAGUAUGCUCUUGAGACCCACCCAUAUCAAAAGCGAGAGCAAUUCCGAUAUUAAAGAUAAAAGUAGCAGUUUUUCUGCAAGUGGUCCAGAGGCAGCAUGUGGGACAGAAACAUCAUGCCGCAAUGAGAUACAAGAGUCUGCCAUCAGGGACAAUACUAUGCAGGAUGGACAACCUGGUAUAAGUUUAACAGUCUCACAAAAUCAAAAUGAAGAGUUCAACAAUGAACCUAACAGGAACAGACUCUUCCAAAAAACUAAUGAAGAAAGUUAUGGGAAUAAGACUAUUUUGUGGAGCUGCAAACAAAAACUCUUUGAUUUUUCUCUUCUUAAGAAUCCUUUUUUCUACAUAUUUACGUGGUCUUUUCUCCUCAGUCAGUUGGCAUAUUUCAUCCCUACCUUUCACCUGGUAGCCAGAGCCAAAACACUGGGGAUUAAUAUCAUGGACGCCUCCUACCUCGUUUCUGUAGCUGGUAUCAUUGAGACAGUCAGUCAGAUUAUCUCCGGAUGGGUUGCUGAUCAAAACUGGAUCAAGAAGUAUCAUUACCACAAGUCUUACCUCAUCCUCUGCGGCAUCACUAACCUGCUUGCUCCUUUUGCCACCACAUUUCCACUACUUAUGACCUAUACCAUCUUCUUUGCCAUUUUCUCCGGUGGUUACCUGGCAUUGAUACUUCCUGUACUGGUUGAUCUGUCUGGGAAUUCUAUGGUACACAGGUUCUUGGGGCUUGCCAGUUUCUUUGCUGGGAUGGCUGUCCUUUCUGGACCACCUUUAGCAGGCUGGUUAUAUGAUUAUACCCAGACAUACACCGGCUCCUUCUACCUCUCGGGCAUAUGCUAUCUCCUCUCUUCAGUUUCCCUUUUCUUUGUACCAUUGGCUGAGAGAUGGAAAAACAGUCUGACCAGAAAGAGAGAGGACUGCAAUCAAGUGAGAGCUUAACAAAACAAAGUCUAAACUAAAAGUCACUGGAAACAAAAGCAUGGAAGAAAAGUACCCGCAUUUGUAAACUAAGAAGGUGAACCACGUAAUUUUUUAAGGUUCCUUUUUGCUUUAGCACUCUGAAGAAUGUCUAACUGGUGGUAAGAAAAGAGUAAUAGCAACUUAAAUUAAACUCUGUUAGUAUUUAAUCAAAUAGGCUAAAAUUUUAAUCAGUUGAAGCAGUUACUUUAGAUAUUAAAUGAAAAUCAGAAUGUACUGUAAUAAUAAAUUAACCAAACUCUCAGCUGUGCCAUGGUAAUUCAGUCGCAAAAAUAUGUAAAGACAGAAAACCAUUUUCCUUCAUAUAGAGCAGUAUUAAACAGAGUCAUUGAACUCUGGAAUGUGAAU
Messenger RNA from Aethalodelphis obliquidens (Pacific white-sided dolphin), 2578 nucleotides. RefSeq names its product solute carrier family 16 member 4 (gene SLC16A4). NCBI's taxonomy places the organism in Eukaryota, Metazoa, Chordata, Mammalia, Artiodactyla, Delphinidae. Gene Ontology annotation, biological process: transmembrane transport; monocarboxylic acid transport. The record is from RefSeq and is a predicted model, not a curated record. Bases 683 to 2191 code for a protein of 502 amino acids. Gene Ontology annotation, molecular function: monocarboxylic acid transmembrane transporter activity. The transcript is spliced from 8 exons.